Molecule: messenger RNA, 2211 nt
Organism: Yamadazyma jaroonii
Lineage: Eukaryota; Fungi; Ascomycota; Pichiomycetes; Serinales; Debaryomycetaceae
Source: the annotation of a GenBank genome assembly
AUGGGUAUAGUUAAGAGAACUAAACCUUGUUCCAACUGUAAGCGAUCUAAGGUUAAAUGUACUUAUAUAGAUAGUCUACCGUGUGAAAGAUGUGUUAAACAGAAACAAGCUCAUCUUUGUGUUUUUGUACCCAAACUCCCUAGUUUGAAGUUCCAAGAUCCUUUACCUCCAUAUAGUCAAAUUAAUGAAUCAUCAACAGUACCUCCUGUUAAUACCCCAAAACCCAAUAACAUAGGUAAUUUGACAUCCAAAACCUCAGUUCCACCAACCAUACCGUCAGUGACUCCUUCAAUACCGUCAGUUCCACCUUCAAUACCGUCAGUGGCAUCAACAUUACCUCAAUCAUCGCAGAUUCCAAGUAUUCAAAACAUAACUCGACAAUCAACGCCCCAAAUCCCCUUUGGCUUAUCCCAGUAUGCCCACAAUGAAGGUGGGUGGAAGAAUGAAAUGUCGUCGAAGAUGAAUCUUUUUGAUAACAGAUUGAACGAUUUAAUGGAUGUGUUCACUAAAAGCCAAAAGGAAUUAUUACAACAACAAGAAAGACAUUACCAGGAAAUCAUGCAACAGAAUUCAGCCAACCAGAAUGCUUUGAAACGUCAGAUAAGUAACGAUAGCGAACAAAAUGAUGAGAAACGAAGGAAAUUCGACGUCUCAGAAGAUUUCAGAGAUAAUUUAUUAACAUUAAAUGAAGCUAAAUCUUUAUUUCAAUUCUUUGAUUCCAAUAUUACACCCCAGUUGUUUGGUUUUGAAAUUUCCAAGAUAUCUAUUGAUGAAAUAUGGAAAUCUUCUCCCAUUUUAAUCUGUGCCAUUUGUACCAUAUCAUCCAUACAUCAUCCAAAUUUCGAGUUAAGUACCAAAUCCAAAGAUUUAAUGGCUUGUCUUCAUAAGCUAUGUAGUGAUUUGUUAUUUCAACGACCUACGACGGAAAUAGAUGGGUUUAAUACCAUACUUGCUUUGAUUUUUUGUAGUUUUUGGUUAUCUGAUUCACAAAUGUUUACCGGUUUAGCCUUACAAAUAGCCAAAGAGAUUGGUUUAGAUCAACCAAAACGUAAUAAACUGGAUAAAUCUUUAAACUCACGUGAUCGGUUGAAAUUAUGGUAUUUGUUAUAUGUUUUAGAUGGACAACAAAGUUUGACUUAUAAUAGACAACCUUUAUUGAAUGCUGGAGAUUAUUCUAUCCAGCACAGUAGAAGCUUGUUACUCAGUAGGGAACAAGGGUCGAUUGAAGGUGUAAAUGAGAUUAAAGAGGAAGUCAAACCUGAGACUAAAGAAGAAGAAUAUUCAAGAUUUACUGAUAUGAGAUUGGUUUCUCAAGUAGAAUAUAACCAAGCAUUGAACGAAGUGUUUAAAGGUAAUGCUUGGGAACUCCUUGCUCCCUCAUCUUUGGGAAUACCGUCGAAAUCUAACUUAGAAUUAGAUAAAUGGAUGGUUUCAUGGACAGUUUUAUUGUCACCAAUGAAUCAAGGAGCGGUGUGGCCAUCCAAAUCAACAUUGAUUUAUUAUAACUUUGCCAAAAUGCAUAUAAACUCCCAAGCUGUUAGACAAUUACAAUCAGAUAAUCAGAAUAGUUUCCCUAAACUACAAGAAUUACCUGAUGAUUUUGGUCCACAGCCAGCAGUAGUUGAACUUGAAGAAAGUGAUAAUUGGGAAGAUGAUUCUGAUGAUGAAGAAGAGUUCAUUUCUCAAAAGCAACUCAUAGGUAAAGGCGGUAUGUUAGAUGACGCGGCCAUAGCUUUUAAUGCUGCUCAAACGGUGUUGAAUCUUGUUCUUAUUGAUAAGGAUAUUGUCAACAACUUGAAAUAUGUUCCCGUUCAUAUCCAUAUCAUGCUUUACUAUGCAGCUUUACUUCUAGUAGGGAACAAUAAUGUGGAAACUACUGGUACCAUGGACCAUUUUACCAAUCUUAUUACAAACUUAAGCACUGUUUGUUCAUUAAGGAAAUUGAUUAGUGAGAAUAAACCCGUGGAUAAAACCUUUGGUCGUAAGUUAUUGACGAGUCUUGAUGAUCUAAUCGAAGAGAAAAUGUCCACUAUCAAAAAGAGUAUCUUAGAAGCAGAUAUUGAAGAUAAGAAUGAAUUGCUUCAUAAGUUAAGUACACUUAGCGAACAAUCAUCUAAGAUAUUUGAAACGAGAAGUGAAAGUCCACCCAUUUACGCCUGGCCAGGUGCUAACCAUGGACAUCCAUCUCAACCAGAUCCUGAAAAUAUUUAG